This is a messenger RNA of Diaporthe batatas, 3656 nucleotides long. RefSeq lists its product as uncharacterized. The record is from RefSeq and is a predicted model, not a curated record. Gene Ontology annotation, molecular function: nucleic acid binding; protein binding. NCBI's taxonomy places the organism in Eukaryota, Fungi, Ascomycota, Sordariomycetes, Diaporthales, Diaporthaceae. Bases 107 to 3565 code for a protein of 1152 amino acids. The transcript is spliced from 3 exons. Gene Ontology annotation, cellular component: site of double-strand break; nucleus. Gene Ontology annotation, biological process: DNA repair; proteasome-mediated ubiquitin-dependent protein catabolic process.
CCUACACCCUUCACACGGUCAUGGAGUCUCCAACGUCACCAGAUUGAAGCAUUUCCCUCCAUGGCCAUCUAAUGAUUCUUUCCCCUACACCAGCCUGUUGACUGCCAUGGCGUACAUUGCACCCAUCCACCGGCCCAGCAGCAUACGCCAUGCUCUGCGGGCAAGGAUCUUCGGCGAUGAAGAGAGCCUGGUGAUAGCAAAGACGAACCGGCUCGAGAUAUAUGGCCUCGUCGAAAACCAACUGAUCCUCCGGCACUCCAAUGUCAUCAAUGGGUCCAUCUCCAUGCUCCAGAAGCUGUCGCCAAAAGACAACACAACAGACCUGCUCUUCGUCGGCACCGACAGGGCCCAACACUUCACCCUCGCUUGGAACCCCGAGAUAAGACAGCUUGAGACAAUACAAUUUAACCAGGAUGUCGGCGAGAGGUUCAUGCGCGACUCUCAGAGCCAGGACAAAUGCGUGGUGGACCCGACCGGCCGGUUCAUGGCCCUGCACCUGUGGGAGGGAGUCCUGACCGUGGCGCGGCUGCAGUCAAGAGGGCGCAACUUGAAUCAGAUAGACUGGAUGGAACAGCCGCGUCUUUCAGAGCUCUUCAUCAAGUCGAGCACCUUCCUUUACUCCGAGACCGGGCAUCCCAAGAUCGCCUUCCUUUACCAAUCACAGGCCGACGCUCCCGAUGCAAAACUAGCCACAUACCGCUUCACCUCUGACGACAAGGAUACCAAGGCUUCUAAUUUCGACCCUCUGAAAGAUCGAGAGAUUUCAAAAGACGUGGCCGACCCGGGAGCCGCCAUGCUAAUACCAGUCCCAAAGGUGGAACAGGAGAAGAGGCACAACUUCCGCCUUACCGAAACCAACAAUGCGAAGGCGUACCUUGGAGGUGUUCUUGUCGUUGGCGAGACUCGCAUCACUUACAUCGACGACACGACCCAGGCAGAGGUCACGGAGCCUUUGAAGGAAGCCUCGAUAUUCGUCGCUUGGGCCCCAUACGAUGAGAGACACUACUUGGUGGCGGACGAAUAUGGCAGGAUGUAUCUGCUUACUAUCCUCACCAAGAACAAUACUGUGGAGGUUGACCGGCUGCAGAUGACAGUAAUUGGUAAAACAUCCCGAGCGAGUUGCCUCGUCUACAUGGACAACUUUCUCUUUGUCGGCUCGCAUUACGGAGACUCUCAAUUGUGGCGGGUUGAUUUCGAACAGGACGCGGGUCGCUUCCUCCAGCUGGCCCAAGUGUUCCCAAACAACGCGCCAAUACUCGACUUUGCUAUCAUGGAUAUGGGCAACCGCGAAGGCGACAGUCAACUUGGAAAUGCCUACUCCUCCGGUCAAGCUCGUGUCGUCACGGGAAGCGGUGUCCAUAAGGAUGGAAGUCUGCGUAGCGUGCGAAGUGGCGUUGGACUCGAAGAUAUCGGAAUCCUCGGAGAACUCGAGGACGUCAGGGGUUUAUUCUCUCUGCGAUCUAGCGGCUCCGACAAGGUUGACACACUGGUUGUCUCGUUUAUAACAGAAACGCGAGUGUUCAGGUUCGACUCGGCCGGAGACGUCGAAGAGGUGGAAAGCUUAAAAGGCCUGACGCUCGAUUCACACACACUCCUUGCGGCCGAUCUCGACAAUGGAAGGCGAUUGCAGGUGACGACCAAUGCCGCGCGGCUAUACGAUAGGGACAGCGGAACGGAAGUCGCAUCGUGGGAUCCACCGACUCACGGCUCGACAAUCACAGCCGCCUCGGCAAAUUCGAAAUGGCUAGUGAUAUGCGUGGACGGGAAAUCACUGAUCUCUCUCAAUGUGGAAAAGGAGCUUGUCGUGUCAGGACAAAGUCAUAGCAGUGACCAAGACCAAGUGGCCUGCGUUCAUGCGUCACCUCACUUGAUUGACGUCGGCGUCAUUGGUUUCUUCACAUCCGGCAACUUCUCACUGGUGGACUUGGCAACAUUGGAACCACAGAAGGGCGAAUCACUCCGCAGGUCGGAAGACAACGCCUCCAUUCCUCGAGACAUCGCCUUGGUACAAGUUUUGCCACGCAAAGUGGGAGGCCCAACACUCUUUGUGGCAAUGGAAGACGGCAACGUUGUCACGUACAACGUAGCGGCAGAUCUCUCACUCAGCGGUCGCAAGAGCGUGAUUCUAGGCACACGACAAGCUCGUUUCCAUCUGCUACCUCAGUCUGACGGUGUCACAAAUAUCUUCGCGACCACAGAGAACCCCAGUCUUAUCUAUGGAUCAGAAGGCAGGAUCGUGUACUCGGCGGUGACAGCCGAGGAUGCGACCUAUGUCUGUUCCUUUGACACAGAUGCUUACCCCAACUCUGUGGUUGUGGCGACCGAUUCUACCAUCAGAAUUUCCAAGAUAGACACGGAGCGUAGGACACACGUCAAGUCGCUGGAAAUGGGCGAGACAGUGCGCCGCAUCGCAUACUCUCUGAAAGAACAGGUCUUCGGACUCGGGUGUAUCAAGCGCGAGCUCAAGAACGGAGAAGAAGUAGUGACAAGCUCUUUCAAGCUCGUCGACGAGGUUGUGUUCGGGAACGUCGGCAAACCAUUCUUUCUGGACCAGGCGGCUGGCGAGAUAGUCGAAUGUGUAAUCCGGGCAACACUUCCAGACUCAUACGGAAACCCGGCUGAGAGGUUUCUGGUGGGCACCGGCUUCCUACCCGCAGAGGAUGUCCCAUCGCCAACAGACAACAACAAGGGCCGACUUUUGGUGCUGGGGGUUGAUAGCGACAGAAAUCCCUAUCUGCUCCUCAGCCACAAGUUCAAGGGCGCCUGCCGAUGCCUAGCCGUAAUGGACGACAUGAUCGUGGUCUCACUCACCAAGACCGUGAUAGUGGGCAAGUACUUUGAGGAGUCUUCUACAUCGGGCAGACUCGAGCGCGUGGCAUCGCACAGGCCAUCGACAUAUCCUGUGGACCUUGCUGUGCACGGAAAUAUCAUCGCGGUUGCAGACUUGAUGAAGUCAAUUAGCCUACUUGAGUUUAUUCCCGCGAAAGAUGGCAACUCUGCGAUGCUGACGGAGCGCGCCCGUCACUAUCAGUCUGCUUGGGCCACGGCUGUUUGCCACAUCGAAGACCAAUCGUGGCUGGAAGCGGACGCCCAGGGGAACUUGAUGGUACUCAGGAGAAAUCCAGAUGGUCCGACUUUGGAUGAUCAGAGGAGAAUGGAGACCGUCAGCGAGAUGAACUUGGGUGAGAUGGUCAACUGCAUCAGAAAGAUAGCAGUCGAGACCAGCUCAAGUGCCAUGAUUGUGCCGCAGGCAUUUCUCGGAACGGUCGAGGGUUCCAUCUACAUGUUUGGAACAGUAGCAUCGCACGCGCAGGAUCUCCUCAUGAGAUUCCAGUCCAGACUUGCGGACAGGAUACGGACACCGGGAGAUAUCCCGCUUGACAAGUACAGGUCUUUCAGGAACGCGGAACGAGAGGGCGAGGGACCUUUCAGGUUCCUUGACGGAGAAGUGCUUGAGAGAUUCUUGGAUAUGGACGAGGAAACACAACAAGAGGUCUGCCAUGGACUGGGGCCCAGUGUUGAGGAUAUGCGGAAUAUUGUGGAGGAGCUGAAGCGCAUGCAUUAGAUGCUGUGGUCCUGUCUCACUAGCUGUAGGCUACAGCCUCAUUGUAUUUUACAUGUGGUAGAGUAAAUAUCAUGACCGACAUGUCAAGUAA